Molecule: messenger RNA, 1725 nt
Organism: Pseudopodoces humilis (Tibetan ground-tit)
Lineage: Eukaryota; Metazoa; Chordata; Aves; Passeriformes; Paridae
Source: RefSeq, a predicted model, not a curated record
AUGAGCGCGGGCAGCGGCAGCGGAGCCGCCGGCGCGGCGGGCACCGCCACCUCCGCGCUGUGCCUGCUGCUCUCGCUCACCGCCGUGGCCGUGUGCCUGCUGCUGGGCGCCAAGACGGCGGAGCUGCAGGGCCGGCUGGCCGCGCUGGAGGAGCGGGGCGCCGCCGGCCACGGGCCGCUGCUGGACGCGCUGCAGCCCCGCGUGGAGCAACUUUUCCGCGAGAAACUUGGCGAAGGACUUGCGAAGCUGCGGGCGGCGCGAGAGGCCCCGUCAGACUGCGUGUGCCCCCCAGGGCCCCCAGGGAGGCGAGGGAAGCCCGGCCGGCGCGGAGAACCCGGACCGGCAGGGCAGUCAGGACGCGAUGGUUACCCGGGGCCUCUUGGCUUGGAUGGCAAACCAGGACCUCCAGGACCAAAAGGGGAAAAGGGGGAAGCAGGAGACAUUGGCCCAAGGGGUGAUCAAGGUCGAGAUGGAGCCACAGGCCCCCCUGGUCCGCCAGGACCCCCAGGUGCCCGGGGGCCUCCUGGGGACACGGGAAAGGAUGGCCCACGAGGACCUCCAGGCCCCCCUGGUUUCAAAGGCGAGCCGGGAGAGGAUGGAGUGAUGGGUGCCAGAGGACCUCCAGGAUCAAAGGGUGAACCUGGUGUCCAAGGGAAAAAGGGUGAUGAUGGGAUCCCUGGGGAACCAGGACUUGUGGGCCCUAAGGGAGAAAAAGGAAGCGUGGGUCCCAAGGGAGAGAAUGGCACAGAUGGCUUCCCAGGACUAAAGGGUGAACCUGGUGAGAAGGGAGGAAUUGGCUCCAUUGGACCCCGGGGUCCCCCUGGGCUGAAAGGUGAGCAGGGAGACACCGUCGUGAUCGACUACGACGGCCGAGUCCAGGAUGCACUCAAGGCUGCAGGGAUACACAAAGUGCUGGGUCCACCAGGUCCCCCAGGGCCACCGGGCCCCCAAGGCACUCCAGGUCCCAAGGGAGAGCUGGGCUUGCCAGGUCCACCUGGAAUGGAUGGUGAAAAGGGUCCAAAAGGAGCAAAGGGUGACCAGGGCAGCAUGGGGAUCAUGGGGCAGAAAGGAGAGACAGGAGAAAUGGGCUCAGCAGGUCCCCCGGGAGCAGAAGGGCCAAAAGGAGACAAAGGAGAAAAAGGAGACACUGGGUCACCAUGUCUGCAGAAUAAUCACAUCAUACCUGAGCCUGGACCCCCCGGAUUACCUGGCCCUAUGGGUCCUCCAGGAAUCCAGGGACCUAAAGGUUUGGAUGGUGCAAAGGGAGAAAAAGGUGACAGUGGUGAGAAGGGGGACCAAGGUGACACCGGACCUGCUGGUCUCCCGGGUGCUCCAGGGCUCAUUGGUUUACCUGGUACCAAAGGAGAAAAGGGAAAGCCAGGGGAGCCAGGAUUGGAUGGUUUCCCUGGUCUCAGAGGAGAGAAAGGAGAGAGAAGUGAAAGAGGCGAGAAGGGUGAACGAGGAAUACCAGGGAGAAAAGGGGCCAAAGGACAGAAGGGGGAGCCAGGCCCUCCUGGACUGGAUCAGCCUUGUCCCGUGGGAGAUCCUAGCAUUGCAGGCAGCAAAAGGUACCCAGGCUUGCCAGGCCUGGAUGGGUGGAACAUGACAGAUAUUUUCACACCCUUUGCAUUGUCCACAACUCAUCCUAUUCUUAGUUCAGCAACUCAAGAUUUCUUAAAGAAACUAAGGACCAGACGGACUGCCAGUAGCAGGAUGUUGGCAUAA